This is a messenger RNA of Pieris napi, 7889 nucleotides long. RefSeq names its product rapamycin-insensitive companion of mTOR (gene rictor). Gene Ontology annotation, molecular function: protein serine/threonine kinase activator activity. Bases 201 to 5252 code for a protein of 1683 amino acids. Gene Ontology annotation, biological process: TORC2 signaling; positive regulation of phosphatidylinositol 3-kinase/protein kinase B signal transduction. The transcript is spliced from 24 exons. The record is from RefSeq and is a predicted model, not a curated record. Lineage: Eukaryota; Metazoa; Arthropoda; Insecta; Lepidoptera; Pieridae. Gene Ontology annotation, cellular component: TORC2 complex.
UGACAGGCUACAAUGCGUCGCAUGAUACCUACGUUCUUAAAAAAAUAAAUUAACUAGUAUUUUGAAAUUAAACAAUGUUUUUAUUAAUUAAGUAGUUGUGCAUUUAAUAAAUGUUUUAAGGAAAUUACAACUUCAUUACAAUAUAUUAAACAGUAAUUCAACAAUAACUGAGUUUAAGAAAAUAUGCCGUGAAAAAUGUUAUGAUGGCUACGUUUGAAAAUAGACUCAGUCGAAGAAAAGGCAAGCCUGGUGGUGAUUCAUUUAGGUUAGACACUAAAAAUAAAACACCUGAAGAAAAUAUUAUUGAUAUCAUUCAAGGUUUAUAUUUAAAAAAACACCAUGAACCUUCACCUACUACCAAGAAUGUUCCUACAGAAUUUAGGUCAGGUUUGCGGACUACACAAAAAUGUAGCUCUGAAAGUAUUCGAGUCUCAUAUCUCACUGCAUUGGUUCAUUUAUGCAAAGAACAUAGAAAUAAUUUAGGGUUUACAACUGAUGAGUUAAUGACAUGUAUUCGGGUCAGUUUAGUGGACGAGUCCAUGCUCAUGAGGGCAACAGCCUUAAGAGUGCUAAGAUACCUGAUUCAAAAUGACAGCGAUGUUGCAACAUUUAACUCUCUGAAACUGCCAUACCUCAUAAUAAGAUCUAUGGACUUAAUGCUUCGCAAUGAAGAGGAACGCGCUCAAGCACUGCGAGUGGUUCGAAGAGUUAUCGCAGUGGUCGGGGGAAUAGAUCAGUCUAUGAAGCGUUAUCGAGCGGCUCAUAUUGACGAAGGGCUACUUCGUUGUCUUGCUUCUGUUGCUCGCGCGGGCAGCGCGGGAGAUGGUUCCGGUGAUAGAUUGUCAAGACCCGCAAUUGCUACACUUGCUGAAAUAUGUGUAUUGAAUCCGGAUCUAUUUAUAUCCUGUGGUGGUGUGACUGCAGUAACUAGACAUUUGGCCGAAUGUGCGACACCACGAAUGGCUGAAGCGCUCUGUGGAGUAUUAUUACAUAUAAUAAAUGAUCCAAAUUCAAGAAAUAAUGCCAGAGUCGAUUUGACUUGCCUUAAUUCUCCAUACUGUGACUUCCAUUUUAGACCGGCUGGGAAUGAUACUAGCAGAGAUGAACGUGAAAUGCGUUUUACAUGUAGUCGGCUAGCGUUACUAUGCGUUUUGCGAAGUUGGCCGGGGCUCUUGCAUUUUUGUCAUCCACAAGCAGCUGGAGGCUUGAAGGCGUUGGUCGCAGCUCUCUAUCUACCACGGUUGGAGGUCCGAAAAGCAAUCCUCGAUCUGCUGUAUGAGUUAGUGGGAUUGCGUCAGCCUGAGUGGACUGAUGAGAUUUCUGUUGCCUUGGAUGCUGUGGAUCCGUCAGAUUUUCAGGACUCAUGGCGUUUAAACGAAGACUUUGUAGCAGCCGAAGGAAUAUCAAUCCUCCCCCACUUGGGCGCUACUGGGCCCGAUAUAAUUGAAAUUCAUCUUGCCCUCUUGCUUCAGUGCUUUCUAGAGGCUGGUCUCUUGGAUGGUUUAGCUGAAGUGAUUGUAACGAGUGAUACAUUUAUCUCGGUCAGGGCGACAGUAUUAUUGGGUCAACUAUUACACUUAGUCCAUAUCUUGAUACCCCCUCAAAUAAGCAACAUUACACCUGCACUUCCAUUAUUAGUGUCGCAGGCUUCAGCUGGAAAGCCUCAAGCUUUAGCAGCGGUCGCAGCGUUGCAAAGACUGCAUUCUAUGCUAGAAGCUCGACCUGCCAGCAACAGUCUCUUCCUAGACCAUAUCAUAAAGUACUGCAGUGGAGCAUAUAGACCCAAAACAGACGUCUCCAAGAGCAGAAAAGAGAAGGACAACGCCAGUAUGAAGCCGAGAUACGUCCAGAAAGAUAGUAUGGAAUUUCUGAACGACUCGGAUGAAGGGGAACCGAAGCGACAUAGUGUUGGUUCUAGACCGGACGUGGCGUCCAGAAAUGUUAGUGCGUUAGUGAAGAGUAAAAGUGUUAGUUCCCGGACUAGUGCCGCAGUGAGUAAAGUGACUAAAUCGGCUAAGUUUUUUAGCUUGUUUGAACGGGAUAGUGAUAAUUUGAUAAGGUCCUCGCUUGUUAUGCAGAACAAGGAUGGGAAUACGUGGAAUUGGGAGGUUAUACGGACGGUUUUGAAGGAGUCGGAUACAAUAAUACUUAAUCUAAACGAUAGUGGCCACAAAGCAUGGGCGGGUCGUAUCAUAAACUAUUUGAAGCCAUCCUCCAACAAAUACUCACAUACAGACCUGUCAACCAACUGUAAUGGACAUUCAGCCACUCGAGCUGGUUGUCAAUUGAUAAGGCAUCUUUUAAGGCAUAAUGAUAUGGAUUCCCAAAAGUUCCUAGAAGAGUUGUUCAACGAUGUUAGCCAACAGAUAGAAGCUAUACAAACAGGGAAGAAGGCGCACGAGUGCCUCUUCAGUCCCCAACAUAUGUGUAACACUAUGUGCCAAAUGUACUUUCUGUUCAUUGGCCAGUUAUGUCACACCAAUACCGGUUUACGGGUUUUCAAGAUGUCCAAAUUGUAUGAGAACCUCUUGGAUUUAGCGACGAAAACACACCAUAGUUGCUACGUUAAACUGGUUAUAUCCAGUCUAGAUUAUACGCUAGAUGCGAGUCCGAGAGAUAUUCUGGCGAAAACCUUGACGUGCAAUAACCAAGCGUCACGGUUGUACGCGACGCAAUUUUUAAACGUCCUCAUACGUGCCUCGAGAAAGUCCCGGGAUCUGAUCCGGAAGAAGACAAAGUUGAAAAAGAAUUUGAUUCAAGAUAUGUAUUCGCGUGAUGAGGAGUUCGAAGGUGUCGAUAUGGAUACGUGGGUGCUUCAGAUGUUGGUUGGGCAGAUUAAGGACGAGUCGAAGGUGGUUGUUAAAAAUGCCCUCGCUAUAUUGGAGGAAGCGUAUACAGUUCCUAUUUAUCAAGAAAAGCUAAUGUCACUACGAGACAGAUUGGGUGAAAACUGUCAGUUGGAUCGAGAUGCGGAAGCCAGAUGCGCGGAAUCGGGUCCAGGCGGUGACCACGCCUACUUGCUCUGGCUGGGCGUGCACAUGGCCGCCGCGAGACACGCCCCCCACGAUCACGCCGUGGCGUUCAUACGCAAGCAUCUUAAUUAUUGGGAUAAAUCAUAUAAUUACAGGUACGUACGCCUAGUGGAAGCUGAAGUCCACGAAGCGUUAACAUUAAGCGAGGGUAUACGUAGAUCGCGCGGGACUCGUCGUUCCGCUCGUCCGCCACCGCAUAUACUCGCCGCUCUCGCUAUGCUCGCCGCGCCCGCUUCUGCCUCCGCUUGUGUUGCGGCUCCACCCUUCGCCCGGCCGUUGUUGGCUGCUGCAUUACCUUCGCAUUAUAAGACUUUACAACGCAAGAGCUGCUCAAACGAGCAAGAAGUGAUGGAUUUGAAAGCAUCUCUAUGGGCAGUAGGCAACGCUGCUAUCACACCCCACGGCCUACAAGUUCUAAUGGGCCUCACUAAUAACCUUCUAGAAGAUUCUGUGCCCGUACACGUGGUACAACUAGCGAAAUACUGCCCGGUCUAUUCAGUGCGUGCGACGGCCUUUUACGUCUUGGGACUUAUUGGAAGUACAUAUGAUGGUGCUAAUCUGCUUUCGGAAUUAGGUUGGCUAUGCGUGCGUCAUACGCGACACGACCAAUUCCCCGUAAUCGCAGACGAGAAUUACCUCCAGCGUAGUGAAAAGGGCUACUUCGUGACGUCACCCCAACGAAACUUCGACAUUGACCUAAGCGAGCAUUCCGACCAAAGUACAGCAGAGAGUUAUUCUGAAACCAGACUGAAUCGAACAUUGGGAGCCUCCAUCGACGAGCGAGAUGUGGUCGAUCACAAAAUGGGUUACGAAUCGGAUAAGAGGAAAUCUCAAACUCUUCCUACCCAGGGUUGUUCCCACGAGAGGUCCCUGACGGAGUCCCGUACGGUGGAUAUUUUGAGGGAUUGCUUGACGUACGAACGCAGUGGGAGGAUGCAUAUGGAGAAUAGGCUGUUGGGGAGAAUGAACUCGCUGGAACAUGAAGGGAGAGUUCGGAAUACGAGCGAGAGCAGCACGAGCGGUGUCAGCAGUUGUGACUCGUUUUUGGGCAAAUAUGCUAUUCCGGACCGUGUGCUGACUCUAAGUCCGAUACCCAGUUCGUCAAGUCUCUAUGGAAUGAAAGGCACCACAGCCACUCAUAGGCCGCGACCGCAAGAGACUCCACGACGGAUUUCUACCUCUAGUUUCACUGCCCCCGAUGUGGCCAGCUCUCCUCCGAGCCAGAAGGAUAUGAGUGGAUAUGCAACUAUUCAGUCAUUGAACAAACAUAGACGGCCUCACGUAUCAGAAGGUGCAGCAACAAGUUCCAGCGACAUUGAUGAAUUGGUGUGGCUGUUACCAGACUUUAAUAGACGUAAGCCGAACAAGCCCUACUCCUCUGUCAGGGAACGGUCCAAGUCUUAUAGAGAGAAGAUGGCGAAGAUCAGUAUGGUAGAAGAAGACUGGCGGCCAUUGUGUCAAGCGGAGGGAGAACGGGCGCUGGACGGACGGAAUAGUUGCGGACAAGUUGUUUUGUCUGCACCUGACAUUCCACCACCUCACUAUAUGGCUAUAUGCCUACCGAGAGAUCUGGCACAGUUGUUCCCAGUGGAGGAAACAAAAGAUGAGAAUGUUGAAAGUGAAAAAUCGCGUCCUCGACUACCCUCUUUUGCAGAAAACGUCGAAAAGCGAGUUACACCGGAUGUAAAUAAAGAUUCCACAGCCACAGAUAAGAAAGCGAUCGAAAACGAUUACGAUGACAGUUACGUGAAGGACAUCAGUGCGAGUACGUUGGUGACAUCGAGUGCACGUCCCGGGAAAUGGAAGCACGGGGCAAGGGACUGCCUUGCCUGUGUCAGGACUCGGCCUCCAUCCUCUCAUGAGUUGAGAGAAGCAUUUUUUGCGGAGCUGGAAGGUGCGAGUGGGGAUGGUACUGACAGCCCAUCGCUCAUGGAAACCAUGCCCCAAGCGCAGCUCCUACACCACGUCAUGUACAUGUCCAACCCCAUUCACCUCAGACAGUGCCGCACCGCCCUACUAUCUCUAAAACAACGUCACCCGGAGAUAUUUCGCAGUGCGUGCGUGUAUUCGGACGUCUGCGGUGCGCUUUCUCGCGACACAUAUAUGUUGUGCGCCCGGCGUUUCUUGCAAGAACUGUUCUUAGAUACGAGUUUCGAAUGCUUCAGUACGGAUUUGGCCACGAUAUUAGCGAGACAUACACCCACCAAAAUUGAUACAUAGUGAAGGUAGGAAGAUAUUUUUGUGACCUACCUUCAUUUUUUAAAACGAACGUCAAAUGUGUUUUUAGUGGUUCUAAAUUUCAUAAUUGCGAUUCAUUAACAUGGCAAAUUUAAUAGGUAUCCGAAAGGCCCAUAUUUCAAGUAGUUAAUAAUCAAAUCUUGAGCAGUGUCAAGUUCCACAAAGCUUGAGUAUAGUUGGUUUGCGUUUUGGAAAUUUUACAAAUCGUUCAGUUAUUCCAAUAAUCAUGAAUCAUGUUCCUGAGUUUUAGACUGAUUUUUCAUUUAUGAAUGAACCUUAAGUUAUUUAUUGUCAUAACUUCUGAAUAUGUAACAAAAAUCUCGUUACUUUUAUAAAUAGAAUAAAAAUAUUACAACUAUUCUAAAUCUUUAUCUUAGUCUAAUCUAUGGGUAACAUUCAGAAACGUUACGUAACUAUGGUUCCCGACAUGUUUUUUGACAUUUGACAUACGGCUGUCAGAAUUAUUAGAAAACUCGUUUUUGAUUAUUAUAAAAACUUCAAAAAAUAAUUAUAGCUUUAAAUUACCACAUUUAUUUGUCAAUAAAUUUAUUCAAAUAUAAAGACAACGUUGUGAAACUUUUAGUCUGUAGAAGUCUAUUUCUUAUGAAGUAUCAGAUUCGAGGUUAAAUACGUAUCUUAUCCUAUAUUUUAAUAAAAAAGUAAGGCUUAGGAUCUUGGGGUAAAAUUAAACUCGAGAAUUAGCGUAAAGUUAGACGAUUCUGAAUCUUAGGGUUAGACGUCGAAAAUAUCACUAAAUCAUUAACAAUUAACGGAAACACAAAUAAAUAAGAUUAUUUUUUUAUUAUAUUAAAGAUAACGAGAUUUUUUUUACAUACACUUAUUCAUAAAGAAACUAAAAGCCUCAAAUAGAUAUUAUUUGUCCUCAUUAGUAUCAUAUGUGGAUGUGAAAAUUCUUUAACUAAUUGAGGUUUAUAGUGUAUUUAUGACAAACAAUUAUCUCCUUGUGACGUUCAUUGAAAAGUAGGUAUUAAAGGUAUAUAAAUACGCCUUAUGUAAAUAAUUAAAUAAGCUUCUAUGUAAUCAUAGGUAACUAAUAGGCUACGAUGCUUGGGUUUUAUUUAUUUCGUUAUUUAAUGCUAACUAGUUGUACGUUUUUGUGUAGUGCGAGUGAUUAUUUUCUCAAUAAUAUCAUAGUAUUAGUGCCGUCGCGAAAUCGAUUUUUGACAAUAUUGUAAAGUGAGUUCUGAUUAAUUUACAGCAGUAAUAUAAUAUUUACAUUCUGCAUCCUGUAAACUAAGUAAUUUAUCCCACCAGGGGUCAUAGACACGUGCGGCGGACGUCACGCAAUGUAUGUGAUAGCGGGUCACGCUUGUCGCAGGAAAUAUUUGUCUAGGGCCCCCAAAUGUCUUGUUAUUCCACAGACGCGUAACUUAAAUGCGUAUUCGUCAAUUCGUAUUCGUCAAUUCGUAUUUAACAUUAAUAUUUACCAAUUCAUGAUUAUUGAAAACCUUAUUUCAGGUUAAGUAUCUCUGAUUUUUUCUGUAUUAUUACAAUUUUUGUCUGGAUAUCGAGUUUUAUAUACACCAUUAGUAAAAUGACGAAUAUGCAUUUAAUACGUAAUCUGUGGUCAUUUGAUCUUAUAAACAUACGAUAUGACGCCAUUGUGUUCAAUUUUAUAACUACUGUGCAUUUAUCCGUUUAUUGUUAAACUCGAUAACAGUAGGGUUAUUCAGUACUUUGGAAUCUUUGGCGAUAUUGAUUACGUCUACCGCAAAAUACCUUUAUAUAGGAUUUUUUUAAACUGUCAAUUGCUCGAAUGUAGCAACUACAAUAUGUGCCUACAAACAGUACGAUAGACAUACUUUGAAUCGCGCUACCAAAGUUAUUCCGACCUCUAAGCCAUUAUUCAACUUCGACAGGGGCUAUCGGUUCCUCCAUUCAGCGGUUAGACUGCUCGAGGGUCCUUACUUAAGGUUGGAGGAAACAAGACCAACUUGGUUCCUCAACGAUGGGAUUCCUUCAAAUUGUCUUUGACCGAGUGUCAGAGACAAGUUUGAGAGCGAACUAAGUCGCCCACCUGUCAUGGAUUCAUACGAGUUUGACAGAUGGCAGAGUUAGUUCGCGCUUAGAUGUGUCUCUGAAUCUUAUUCUUAUUACGUUCAAGGCGCUAAAUCAAUUCCAAAUGUAGAGAAUCACCUUACUGUUCACGUUAUUUAAUAAAUAAUUAUAACUAAGUAUUAAGUGUAGAAUAAACUUCAGGUGUCAGUACCUAUCACGAGUGUAUUACAUAAAGGAAAUUGUACAUAACAGUAUUUCCAAUAUAGAACUGACAUAGAAUAAAGUUGACGUAACUGCAUUUAACCUAGACACAGGCUAUAAGAAAAUUUGUUAAAAAAUAAUCUAUGAAAUCAUAUUGUACGAACAGCGUACGUUUGUUUAUUUGUCCUAUUUGAAAUAUAUAUAGUAUAGCGCUAGUCUGCAUAACUAAAAUCGUAAUUUUAUUUGCCUGUUAAAAGUGAAUAGAAUCCGAAUCAUAACAAUAGUGCCAUUCACCUGGUUCCUUUUAAUAAUAAUUCGAAAAUCAAACGUUAUUAAAAUACUACUUAGUAAUUAGCCAUUCUACAGUUUAUCAUUAUAAUAUAAUUUUAUACUACCCAA